Molecule: messenger RNA, 4313 nt
Organism: Scophthalmus maximus (turbot)
Lineage: Eukaryota; Metazoa; Chordata; Actinopteri; Pleuronectiformes; Scophthalmidae
Product: putative methyltransferase NSUN7
Exons: 13
Coding region: 160-2646 (828 amino acids)
Molecular function (GO): methyltransferase activity
Source: RefSeq, a predicted model, not a curated record
CAUGCUGCACAUAAACCAUGCAAGACAAGGAGGUGAUGAGCGUCUGAAAGGCUCCAGCUCAGUGGGACACAGCACGAUAACCGCUGCACAGCAGGAAAACACUUUCGGGGGCAGAAAGUGGAGUCUGGAUAUUUGCUCGAGCUGCAUUUCUUUGAGAAAAUGAGCCGUGUUGUUCCCACGGGGAGGAUUCUGAAUGACAAAGUGGACUCCAGUGAAGGUGUGGAUUCAAGCUUUGCCAAGGAGGAGAUCUCACAUCCAGACCACGAGGAGCAGACCAACAAGCGGCCCCUCUCAUUUCUCCUCCCUCUCCCUCGUCUUCAGUCAUCUUUACCUUCGCCGGCAUGCCCUCCAUCAGAUCAGGUCUAUCUGCAGGCAUCAGCCAUUUUCCAGCACCUGCGCGAGGAGAAGCCGGUCCCACUUCAACAUCUGCACUACGGGAGGAAGGCGGACCUGCCACGGGCCGAGAGCGGGGACAAACCCGGUCAGAGACGGGCCUACCAGCUCGCCUUCGACACCCUCAAAUACCAAGAUCUACUCGAAGACAUCAUCACUGACAGCUGCUUCCACAUCUCUCAGCAUGUUACAGCCGACUCGUUGCCUUUGGCGAUGGUGAUGCUGUUCGACCUCCAGGACCGAAGGUUUUUGUUGCGUCAACGAUCAACGAGUGCGGGAGACGACCCUCUACAGGAAGUCAGGGACCUGGAGAGGAGUCUGCACAGGUGUAAGACCAAACUGACAGCAUCCCUCGCUCGCUGCAGAGUGAAACUGAAUCUGCAGAGCGUCUCGUGCUUUCUGUCUGAUCCCGUCAGGACCAAACAGCAUCGAGCAAAACGUCUGCCACUUUACGCGUGGGUCAAUACACUGAAGGCCGGUGUUGAAGAAGUGUGUGACGCGUUGCUCGCCGCUGGCUGGUGUGAAGGGACGAACGUGACUGACCUCGAGGACCCGACGUUCUGCCGGGACCCUCUCUGUCCAGACACACUGGUCUUCUCCCAACCGCUUCGCGCUCCGCUCCAGCACAGCGGCCUCGCCGCCGCACACAUGCUGAACACACAGGACAGGAGUGUGUGUGUGGCAGUGAGUGCCUUACGCCCCCUGCUGUUUGACAACGGGGACGUCCUGGUGGUGGGGUCUUUCUCAGCCGGGACUGUGGCUCACAUAGCUGUUGUGGCCACUGCCCGCUCAGGCCGAGUGUUGGUGUGUGGUUCCGACCACACUUCUUCACAGGUCGAAGAGAUUCAGGAACUGCUCCAAGAAAUGGACAUCAAGAACGUGCGCAUCCUGUCAGAAGCCUUCUGCAGUUUGAAUGAGUGGGACGCCAGCGUCCAGCGUUUGAAGGUCAUCACCGUGCUUCCUCUGUGUUCGUCCUCUGCCCUCAAUGACCCUGUGCCCACGAUGCACAGUGAACAUGGAGACUGGGAACUACUACCAGACUUGUCUCACGGUUCUGUAUCCCAGCGCAAAAUACACAAAAUGGCCUCCCAGCAGGCGCGACUAUUAGCGCACGCUCUGACCUUCCCGAAGGUUCAGACAGUGGUCUACUGCACACGCUCAGUGUAUCCUGAGGAAAAUGAACAGCUGGUGAAAAGAGUGUUGGACAAAACACACACUCACCACAAACUGCUGCCAUUCAGGGUGAACGGUCCAAUUUUCCCCGAAGACUCGGUCCAGUCGGGAGACGCGACGGACUCCAAGUUCUUCAGGCUCGAGCCAUCUGAGUUCACCAACGGCUGCUUUAUAGCCAGACUGUCCCGACAGAUGGAUCCCACUAAGGUGGAAACAGUCCAGGAUGUGCUGGCGAGGGCAGCGGCGAAGGGCCUCCUGGGUGGAAUGAUUCCUGAACAAUUAAAAACUGGGAAAAGGGGAAAAGGCAAAGAGAGUCUUGAGGAGAGGCGGGCAGGAGGAGUGCUCGUGAACGAACGAGAUCCACUCGCACCCUCGGAACACGAGGCGGAGAAAGGUGAUGGAGAGGUGAAGCUUUGCGAGAACGAAGAGGGGUUGGACAAGGAGGAAGAUGAAGGGGGGGAUGAAGAAAAGAAGAGGGGGACGUUGAAAGGGCGCAAGCGAAAGCUCAAACAACGACCGAAGCAAGUCUCCAAGCAUCACCCUCAAAACCAGAAGAAGAAGGAAGCGAAGAGAAAGGUCAACCCAUCACACCACAACAGGCGUCUGACAAAAAGUAAACAAAGACGAAUACCUCGUCUCACGCUGACGCUCAUGUCCUCUGCAAAGACAUCCAGCCACUUGUCUCCAAUCGCAGCUCUGGCGCACAGGCUGAGUGAAGGCCCACUGAUUCAAUCACAACAGACCGUCUCAAGCGGUGCCCCGUCGUCUGCCGGGAAACGCCCCUCGCCUGCUCGCACCGCUCCACCCACUCCCCCUGCAGCCUCCAAGCAGGUGCAGAGACGAAACGCGCAACCUGAGGGAGACGACGCGAGAAGAAAGGAUGGGGAUAAACCAGUCGGCCCUCUUAAGGCCCGGGGAAAGGUCAGGACGGAGGGAGCAUUGAAGGCCGCGGACUCCGUCUUUCCACCCAUCCCCUCCCCGUCCUCUGGCAGGAGUCGUCGCUCUCUGUCCCGAACCUCCCGCUCUCAGCGCGUCAACAUGUCCACACCCUCGUCCUCGGUCUCUCUGCCUGGAUUAUAGACACGUGGGGGAUUACGGUCACCGCUGUUGUGCUCAGCUCAGUGGUUGGUGUAUUCUGUCACCACGGUCACGGUCAUCAUACAAUAAGUUUCUCCCAAGUAAAUUAGCUUCAAGCACUUUGAAACAAUGAAAUCAAUGUAUGUCAUGUAGUAUGGACAUUUUCUUUUAGAGAUGCACAAAGAAAGAAUGCAUUAACCCCCUGCAUGAGCCUUUCAGCCGGUGUCCUUAUAGAUAUAAUUAAUCGUAGAGGAAUUAUCUUCUUUACGUUUCUUCAAGUAAAAUCGUCUUUGGUUGAACUGCUCACAACUUGUGUUUUGAGAAUAUAUUGAACGGAUGAGUGAUGGAGCUUGACUGACAUGUUGGUUUUGUUCCUAACCGGACUGAUCUGUUCUUGGAUUGUUUGAAUGUAGGUUUGUAUUUAUUUUUCGAUAUUUGUUUCGGUUGAAUUUGUGGUUCUCCGGUUAACCACAAAGCUAUUGUCCAGGGGGUAGGACUAUGUUUCUGCCUCAUCCCUCUUCUCUUCGAGCAUUAAUUGCGUAAUUCAAAAUUUUCCCUGGGAUUUUGUUAAGGCUGCUCACGUUUUGGUUUUAGGUUGUGUUUUUCCCAUUUUCUUGCUUUUAUAUUUUAUGUCACCGUUAAAAAAAGAAAAUGAAUCAAUAAAAAUAUUAUUACUUGAAGCCCUAAUGCACAAACAGACAAGCCAACAGACAAAGCCAAGUGGUGUGUUUUAUAAUGCUGUUUAUUCUCACAAUUGGUUACAUUGAUAAAGUGUACAAAUCAGUGAGCGGCAAACAGAAGCCAACACAUCCAUCUGUGGGAAAUGGAGUGUGUGUUUGUUGCUGUGGUUUAUGUGUGUGAGCUUGACAGAGAUGCCGGGAGUCCACUGCUGUUUCCAUCAUCUUCCUCCUCCUCCUCCUCUUCCGACCAGCAGUGGACCUCCAGCCCUCAGGACACUGUACAAGGUGAAGAUAUAUUUCCUUUAUCUGUCCAUUUCUGUAAAGCGGAGCUUGUUGUAGCAUUGUGAGUUAACCAGGGACUGAGACAACGACACCGAGUCCAGACAUUUUACCUGCCUCAACUAAUAAAAUCAGUAUAUACCUUUAUAAAAUAGAAUAAAUAAAAUAAAAAAUAUUUCUGUUCAGUACAUACAGUCGCUCUUUCAACCGUCAAAGGGCAUGCAAGGCUUUUUACGACUUUCCAUUUCUUGAGAUCAAAAGAAUGCAUAGAUAAUUUGCUCAAUUAAAUUCGGCAUCAACUUAAUUGACAACUGUGAAAUAUUUCCCAAUCGCCUCUCCUGUUUUCAUUAUUUGCUCUCGUAUUUUUCUUAUCUACAACAACGUAUAUCUGUAUUUUACACUUUGGCCAUUUGGUGAGUUCUUAAAAAAAAGAAGAAAAAAAAGGCAUUUCAUUUUAAGAAAAUAAUGGAAAACUGAAGACAUUCAAAAAUGAAAAGAUAGCUUAUAACAAUGAUUAAUGCCAAAGGUUACAUUGACUGUAUACUAUGUACACAACAGAGUUUAGUCAUCUCAUUCACAUUUCAACAUCCUCGUGACAAAAAGAAAGUGAUGCGGCUGAGUUUUCUCUACUAAAUCUCAACGACACUCCUAGUUCCUUCUUUUGUAUAUUAAAUGUGGAGUUUAAUAUUAACACGGACAGCAAUCAUCAGC